Molecule: messenger RNA, 2054 nt
Organism: Rhipicephalus microplus (southern cattle tick)
Lineage: Eukaryota; Metazoa; Arthropoda; Arachnida; Ixodida; Ixodidae
Product: rRNA methyltransferase 1, mitochondrial
Biological process (GO): rRNA methylation
Molecular function (GO): rRNA (guanine) methyltransferase activity; RNA binding
Source: RefSeq, a predicted model, not a curated record
AUGGCUCGUCCUCUCGCAGUGUGCAUCAGGGAACUCCUGAAGACGUCGCGUCUCGGUGCUAGCCCUGCCUCGAGCGCUUGGUUCUCGAGUCAGUCGAACCCCGAGGAGUGGGAAGCCCUCAGCGGGGAUCUUAUGGCCAUACAUUCGAGGCGUCAAAAAGACAAGCCAGCUUCCCUGAAGCGCAGAAGGCCAGUAUUUAAGACAUCCGAGCAGCGUCAGACUAACAAGCCGAAAGCCAGCCUUGGUGGUGAACGCGUGUUUGGACUGCACCCCGUGCUGCUGGCGCUGCGUGCUCGCAAGCGCAUCUUGUAUGAGCUGCAUGUGGACGAACGCAAGCUGUCCAAGGCAGGCAGGCUGGAACAGAGUCCGCUGCUACUCCAGAUACUGGACCUGGCCAAGGAGCAGGAGCUGCCCGUCAGUGGCUGCCCGCAGAACCUUCUGCAUCAGUGGUGUGGCAGAGAAGUUCACCAGGGCGUGUGCCUGGAUGUGUCCCAACUUCCUGUACAGCAAGGCGAGACUCUUAUGGGCUGCUUUGACAAAAGUGAUGUUGGGGAGGACCCUGGCAGGCCACUGUGGCUUUUCAUGGAUAGGAUACAGGAUCCAAUGAACUUUGGUGCUGUCCUCCGAUCAUCGUGCUAUUUCGGUGUACAGAAAGUUUUUAUCCCCAGCAAAGACAGUUGCCGUCUGUCACCUACAGUGAGCAAGGCAAGCUCGGGUGCGCUGGAAUUGAUGGACCUGUACAUUUUGAACACGCCAGAGAAAUUCAUGACGGAGAUGAAAAUGAAGGGCUGGUGGAUUGUGGGCACAUCAAGUUUUUACGACUCCACGCGGCAAGCAUCACACAGUGGAAGUUCCAAGCUCACUUGGGACCUACCGCCACCUGACAAGCCUGUGCUACUGAUUGUCGGCAAUGAGGGACAAGGGAUACAGCCAGAGCUGUCUACCCUGUGUGACUCUGUCCUCUGCGUGGCACCUGCCGGGCAAGACAGUCCUAUCGGCAGCCUCAAUGUUUCUGUGGCAACGGGAAUAGUGCUACAUCACCUAUCCUUGGCUCGACGGCCCUGAGGGUGUGACACUAAGAAACACCACAGACGCAGCCAUCGUUUGUUUUCGGUACACAGCCUGGCCAAGCUUCAGGGAACGUUCUGCACACCCGCAGGUGACCCGGGUUUCCCAGCAGGUGACCUUGACACCUGAGCCUGAGGACCCUGCUUGACCUGCUGCUGCGGCUUGCACUGUGAUAUGGCUUCUGGCCAUUGUAUUGUCCUAGGACACCGCCUGGUCAUUGCCUUGUCUUAGAACACAUUUACACGUUACACGGUCGAUACGAAAGUGGUGGGCCAUGUGAAAUCUCCUUUUUGCUGGUUCUGUAUGAACAGGAUGUAGAAGACUCUCUGUAAACGGAAAUUUCUUGAAACGGAACUUACUGCCUAAAUUGAACAAUUGUCCCUAAAUGUGAUUAACUGCAUACUUGAACUCUGUCCUGCUCUUAGUAAACAGAACUAAUGUUAGACGGAACACAUUUUUCUGGUUCCUUCAAAUUCCAGUUAUUGAGGGUCUGCUGUAUCUCAUUAGGGCUAUAGUUGUAGUUGUGAAAGGCAAAGCUUUUGAGUGAUGCUAUAGAGAAGUAUGGGAUUAUUUCGUGCUAAUAACAUGCUUUUCCAAAAUCUUACUUCCAUUACGUUUGCUCUGGUUGGCUAACUAAAAAAAAACAUGAAGCAAAGGUAUGUUUCACAUUUCGAAUUUCACACUGAAACUGCCAUCUGGUAUGUCUGCAUAAUGUCUUGGAUUUGCAGGGCUGUGCUUUGGUAGAUAUUUUCGCAUACUUUUUAAAGAGCAAAAUUUGCACUAUAUUUUUGCCCAAAUUUUUAUCUUGGGCUGAACAUAUCAGUGCCAUCAAAAACAUUAUUUAAGCUUUACUUGUCAUUUUUUAAAGAAACAUUAGGGACUACAGUCGAACCCACAUAUAACGGCCCCACUUAAAACGAACUUUCGCUUAAAACGAACAACACCCGCGUGACAGUGAAAAUAUACAUUUGUUAAAUGGCACAAAA